AUGAAUUCAAAUCCAUUUUCUAUAUCUUUUAUUGUUGAUUAUAUUUUUUCAACAGUCAAAUUUACUCCAGAGGAAAUAUUCAAGACUUUGUUGGUUAAUCGCAUGUUUGCUAUGAUUCAGUAUAAGCGAUUGUGGGUGGAUCCAUUUAAAGGAAUCAAGGGUGAACGAAGAAAUGAAUUCGUUAUGUCUACACGAAUGAUAUUUUACUCCAAUCUAUUAACUGAACAUGGUAAAAAAAACUUUGUAGAACAAUUAAAAUUUGAUCCUUCAAAUGAAAAUAAUCCUACAUUCGAUUACAUUUCUGUUAUACGUCGACUUUCAUUCAAUGAUAUCCAAUAUAUUUAUUAUGGUAUGUUGAGCGCUGAAUACAUCAUUGAAAUAGUUUUGAGUUUUGCGAAAAAGAUUGAAACUGUUGAAUUAUUUAAUAUGCAGGCAUUUAUGAGACCGAAUUAUUUUAAUGUUCAACAGGAAUUGGAUUCAAUAUUUUUAAAUUUGAGACGAUUAUUCGAAAAUAAUUAUAACAUAAAUCUAGUUAUUCAUGAUUAUAUAGAUGCUCAUAUUUUGUCUACAACUGGCAAGGAGACACCCUUGUUUGAUGAUAAAACAAGUUGGGUAUAUCAUCUCACCAUACAACAUUAUAUGGGAAUUUUUUAUUGGAAUUCUUUUCCGUUCAAAUAUUUAGUAGAAUUAGAAAUUGCUACAAAUUUAGAAGAUGUAUUAAAAAUGAUUUUUAAAAAGCAUCCUAAACUUGAAUAUUUUGAAUUACACGAAUGCAAAAUUUUAAUUGCUAAUCUUUGCGAUGUUGCAGAGAUUUGUUCUUCUUGGUCUUUAUUGAGGGGUUUUGUUAUAACUAAUAGUCAUGAUAAUGAAUAUGAUAUAUUUGAUCACACAUUGUUAAAUUAUAUUAGAAAGAAAGUUGAGAAUAUAUCUAAAAUAUCUAUAGGUAUUUUAUCGAAAAGAAAUCUUUGUGUACAAAUUAUUAAAAAAUCUGUACAUGAUAAAUGCUUUAUAGAAAUUUGGUAUGAUAAAGGGAAUUAUUUUAUUUAA
Messenger RNA from Dentiscutata erythropus, 1047 nucleotides. The record is from the annotation of a GenBank genome assembly. Lineage: Eukaryota; Fungi; Glomeromycota; Glomeromycetes; Diversisporales; Gigasporaceae.